AUGGUGCCGUUUAUCGUGUUGAUCCCCGCGCCGGAGAGUGGGUUUAGGAGGUUCCAUUAUGAGAAGCCUGGGGCUGUUCCGGCGUUGAAUGUGGUGACUAGUCUAGUAGAUGUCACCUCUCUAGAAGAGGUCAGUCUCCUAGAAAUGGUCAGUCUUUUAGAAGAUAUCACCAUUCCAGAAGAGCAGAGUCCGGCCGUUGAAAGGGGAGCGAAGAGAGCAAAGAAGGAUUCACCGGCUGGUGCAAAAAAAGAGGAUAGUGUUGGGCUCAUUGACGACAAGAGCUAUAUAGAGCAACAAGAGCUGGCUGCAGUACAUCGCCUCCAGGAUGAUAAAUUCGGGGUGGGGAAGACGAGGAGACGUAAAAGUCGCAGCAGCUUCAUCAAAUGUGUGACGGAGAAAGAAGAUAAACAGAAAGAAGGAAGGCUGCCACCUAUUUCGAGUUAUUUCCACUCCCUCAGAUGCGAUUGA
Morchella importuna is the source of this 468-nucleotide messenger RNA. RefSeq lists its product as uncharacterized. NCBI's taxonomy places the organism in Eukaryota, Fungi, Ascomycota, Pezizomycetes, Pezizales, Morchellaceae. The record is from RefSeq and is a predicted model, not a curated record. The coding region runs from base 1 to 468 and encodes 155 amino acids. The transcript has a single exon.